This is a messenger RNA of Aethina tumida (small hive beetle), 3041 nucleotides long. RefSeq lists its product as uncharacterized. NCBI's taxonomy places the organism in Eukaryota, Metazoa, Arthropoda, Insecta, Coleoptera, Nitidulidae. Bases 511 to 2754 code for a protein of 747 amino acids. Gene Ontology annotation, cellular component: membrane. The record is from RefSeq and is a predicted model, not a curated record. Gene Ontology annotation, molecular function: transmembrane transporter activity. The transcript has 5 exons.
CCUUACUCUAUACAAUAUUUAAUAAAUCUGGGUUUGGUUCCUAAUUUGCUACACACAGUUUUUAUUAAAAUACUACAUUGUUCAAGUUUUAUGUUUUUUCAAUGUUAGGAACUCAAUAUUCAGUGCACCCAAAGUUGUAAAUUACCUUAAAUUUAUUUAGGAUUCGUAAUGACGAAUUCACUUACAAGGUAAUUGUCGCCCUUGAAUCAAAAUGGAAAAAUAGCAUUGUUGUUUUCUUGACCAAGGCAAUGACCGAUAUAGCGCUCACUGAACAUAAAAUUUGAUUUAUUUUACUUCAGCUUUAAGAAUUUUACAUUCUUAUUUUACUCGUAUUAAAUAAGGAAAUCCGCAAUGUACGAUGUGCGCAUUUAAAUGAAUAUGUAAAAGUAACAGUAAUCAUCACUAUCGUAAAAAUACUCCUUGUGUUUACGUGCAUAUAAAUGACUAACACUUUUGCCAUUAACUAUUAUUCGUAUUUUUUAGAUAUCGGGGAACUAAGACUAACUAGCCAUGAAUAAAUAUUUAAAAUUGUUCUUUCACAGAAUUGUGAAAGAUCUAAAACAGAAAGAGCUGCUGCCUCUAAAGCUAUUAUUUUUCAUGCAUUCUUCUACAAUUUUGGUUUUAUAUCCUUAUUUACCCAUUCACAUGAGAGAACUCGGCAUUAAUGUUGAAGAGACAGCCAUUAUGUCCUCAGUCAUCCCAGUAAUAGCUAUCUUGAUGCCUCCCUUAGCAGGAAUGAUAGCUGAUAAAAUUGGAAAUUUUAGGGUAAUGUUAGCGUUGUUCUCAGUGUUGGGAGGACUGUCAGCGUUGUUACUACUUUUAGUUCCUGUAGGACGAAUAAAUUUAACACUGCCAGAUGAAGUGAUAUUUGGUGUGUCAUGUGGAUCUAAUAUGAAACCUCAUUUAAUACUAAACCAGGACCACCCCUGUUAUCCAGUUUCGAACACGAGUGACAUAGAAACUCAUUUCAACCUUCAGUCUUGCGGAUUUUCAUGUCCGGCAAUCUUGGAAGAUAAGUACGUGAAAGCUAUAUCUGAAACCAAGGAGUAUGAAGUGCAAAUACUUGACAUCGAAAAGAAUGAUACCUUAUCGUACACUUACAUGUUACCCGAAGAAAACAUGUCAAUGCCUGCGAGUGUGACGACGAGACGGAACCACAUGAAACUGAGCAACGACAUCCACUACUUGACGUCCAUAAGGAAACUUUCAAAGAACAUUUACUACUUCCCCACUAAAAAUUUCUUGAAUUUCUCCUGCGAUGUGGGUAAAAUUGAUUAUUCUGAUUGUAUAAUUGGUAGCCUGGACCAAAUUUUAGGGUUCAGUAGGAGAUCGACGAGCAGAUCUCGAAUGGGAAUCUCGCCUAUACCUAUUGAACACGAAGACAAGCUGGAACAGAGACAGUUAUAUAAAAUGACUUGGAUAGAAUCGAAAGUGUACAAUAAUUUACAAUGUAUAGAUAGCCAAACGUUCUCUAAGAAACACAUAUCAGUAACAAUACCCAUCAACUCAACAGACAACAAAGUUAAACACUUGGACUUGGGAAGUUGCUCAACGAAAUGCAUUGGAACAGUCAAACGAAGUGAAGUGUGUACAAACAGCAAGGAAGUGGUAGAAGUAGACAUGAAAGUGACAUUUUGGUCCUAUCUUUGUAUAAGAGUGUUUGUAGGGAUAGUCAGUGGAACUUCGUUCGCCAUGUUCGAGGGUGCUGUAAUUGCCAUUUUAAGAGAACACAAAGCUGACUAUGGUUUACAAAGAAUAUACGCCACUAUCGGAGGUAUGAUAAGCUCUCCAAUAUCUGGAUUGCUCAUUGAUUUUGCUAGCUCGGGCAAGUCCUACACCGAUUACAGACCAAUAUUCUUCCUCUACGCUGGCUUGAAAGUUAUCAGUGGAGUGUUGAUGCUGUUCAUCAACUUGGAGUUUAAGAAAGCUGCAGAAAGCGUCGUUACGGAUGUUUUGAACGUACUUAAAAAAACUGAAUUAAUCGCCCUGUUUAUCUCGUGUCUGGUGUUAGGCUCUGCGUGGGGUUUCAUUGAAAAUUUCUUGUUUUGGUUCUUGGAAGACUUGGGUGGAUCGAAAUCGUUGAUGGGUCUGACUAUAACUGUUGGUGGUGUUCUUGGAAUUCCUCUUCUGGUACUUUCUGGUCCUAUUGUCAAGAAAUUGGGACAUGCCCACGUUAUAUUUAUAGGAUUUGUGUUCUAUGCUAUAAGACUAAUUGGUUAUUCGGUGAUAAACAAUCCAUGGCUGUGUCUCAUAUUCGAAGCCAUGGAGUCCAUAACCUUCGGUUUAAGUUUCACUGCUGCUGUUACUUACGCUGCUAAGUUAUCCACGGUCACUACUGAUACCAGCAUACAGGGGAUGUUGGGAGGAUUAUACUAUGGUGUUGGCAAAGGAGUUGGAAGCCUUAUUGGAGGCUACCUAAUAAAACCAAUUGGUUUACGUGCGACGUUUCAAGUCUUUGCAGCAGCAACCGCAGUUACCGGUAUUGUAUAUCUAGCAUUUUAUCACUUGUACAUGAAAAACAGGCCGUCACAAGGCACAGACAUAACCAAAAAAGACACAGAAAAGACUCCCAAACAGGAUUUCCAUGAUGUUGAAUUGAAUUCAAAGAAAGUGGAUCACCAGAAGAGCGUUCACCAGGAGGUGGCGACAGGAUACGAGGAUUCUUUGUGUAACCCAGCUUUUGAAAGCAACGAAGAUCAAUUUGAUGAUAAUGACGAAAAUCAAUCACGGGAGACACCUAACAAUAAACAAUAGACGAAGUAUUACAUAUGUUUUCUAGGUGUUAAUUGAUAAGGAAAUUAAAUUGAAACAAUAGCAAGUUUUUAUAAUCUGUUUAUGCUCAGACGAAUUAUAAUAUUCGUUUGUGACUACACAACCAUGUUAGUUAUAAAUUUGUGAUUUGAUUCAACAGGGUAAAACAAAACUCUCUCAUAUUUAUAUAAUGCGUUUCAUUCAAGUAAAAAUAUCUGUGAUAUAAUUAUACAAUAACAAAUAAAUUAUAUUAAUUUUAAAGAUUUUAAUAAUAAAGAUAUUUUAUUUAA